This is a messenger RNA of Calliphora vicina (urban bluebottle blowfly), 4721 nucleotides long. It is a transcript of the gene Ip6k, whose product is annotated as Inositol hexakisphosphate kinase. Gene Ontology annotation, biological process: phosphatidylinositol phosphate biosynthetic process; inositol phosphate biosynthetic process. The record is from RefSeq and is a predicted model, not a curated record. The transcript is spliced from 7 exons. Lineage: Eukaryota; Metazoa; Arthropoda; Insecta; Diptera; Calliphoridae. Gene Ontology annotation, molecular function: inositol hexakisphosphate kinase activity. The coding region runs from base 766 to 4146 and encodes 1126 amino acids. Gene Ontology annotation, cellular component: cytoplasm; nucleus.
AAAAAAAUAUAGUUACAGCAAAGAGAAUGCGGAGAGAAGAGAUACUUUACACCAAGUAGAAGAGAGUAAUUAACAUAAUGGUUUAAAAUUUAGUUAAAAGCAGCCAUUCAAUUUGCUCUUUUCACUCAGUCUAGCCUGGCAACUCGUUUAAAGCGGACAUAUUAAACGGAUAAAGAAAUACAAACUAAAAAAUUAAAGAUUAUUUUAACAAAAUUUCUAAAGCGUGUGAGCAAGAAAAAAAUUUUAUAUAUAUACUAAGUUAACCAGAGAAAAAAAUUAUAUGUAUAAUAUAGAAAAGAAAAAGCUUGUGAAAAAAAUUUAAAUUGAAAAUUUUACAUGUUUUAAACAAAAUACCUAAGUAAAAUUAAACAAAAUAUAAUAAAUACAACUAAAUAAUAAAAUAAACAAAUAAAAGUUACAUAUAAUAUAAAGAAAAAAUAUUUUCUUUUGAAAUAAAAAAAAAUUCCAUACAAAAAUUUCUCAACGUAAGUUCGAGAUUGUGUAUUUAAAAGAAGAAAAAAAAACCAAGCAAAAAAAUAUAGAUCUGAUUUUUUGAUUUUAAAAUUUAUUUUUAAAGUGGUGAUAAAAAAAAUUCAUACAUACCCGUUUGAAUAUAGACCACUAAGGAAUUGAAAAUAAUUGAAAGAAAUUAGCAGAGCUUCCCCACAUUCCAUUCGCAACAAUUGGGUUAGGAAUUAUUUGGGGUUAUAUAUUUAAAACCGAAAAACGUCGGACAAUUGUUUAAACUGUUUUACGUGGAAGGGAAUGGUAUAUUUUUUGGGGGACUGGGGCAUGGGAGAUUCUGACUGUGCGUCAUAUCAUCAACAUGUUCCAAAUACAAUACAACAGCAGUUUCAUCAUCAGCAACAGCAUCAUCACCAUCAUCAUGAGCAACAGCUACAGCAACAACAACAACAGCAACACAACCAACAACAGCAACAUGUUGGACAAAUUGCUCCUAAUCUAAAUCAAUUGUCUCCCAUACAAUUUGGCAGCACAACUGGUUCAGCGACUUUUCUAAGUCAUACAGAUGAUACACAUCCAACAACAGCAACAACAGCGACAUCUUCGGUAUCAUCAUUAACAACAACACCACAAAAUGUUGCCACUAGCUCUUUGGUCACUGCCAAUUUGCAACAGUUGUCUGUGAGCAGCAAUAACUUAAGCCACUGUGUCGUGGAUGCACCUUUGAAAACAUUGGCCAACGUUGCUGCCGAUCUAAACAAUCAACAAGCACAUCAGCACCAACAACAGCAGUCACAUCCCUUGGCUAGUGCCGCUGCUGCGCUGCAUCAGUAUCUGGGUCAUCAACGCCAACGUUCGGAAUCGUGUGCUAACUUUACUACAACUGCAGCUGCUACGUCGGGCAAAACAAAUAAAAAUGCUGAUACCACAAUUACCAACAGCGCCAACAAUAAUUCUACCAUUACGGGUAAAAGCAGUUGUAACAUCAAUAUCAAGAACCAUUUGGGAUCUAUAACGUCACAUCAACAAUUACAAACGCAAUUGAGUAAGGAUCAUUUGGAGAGUGAAGAUGAAGUUGCUCUACAGCCCUUAUCUAAUCAGGUUGGAGGCCAUACCCGCCUAUUGUUGCUUAAUCAAUCGACUGUUAUAAAACCGUUAAAUUUGCGUGAAUUGGAUUUCUAUCAAAACAUUCCGCAGGAUAUACAGAAGUUUGUUCCCAAAUACAAAGGUGUUAUGCAAGCAACAACAAUGGGUGGUUGUAAAUUGGAGAAACGUUAUUCGCCCAGUUUCCGCGAGGAGCCCCAACGCAAGAUGAGUGCCUCAAAACGUAAAAGAGAUGAUAUUUUAAGAAUGAAAGUUCACAAAAAUGGUAAUGCGGCGGAUGUUAUUAAGAGCAUAGCACAAUUGGAUAAUUCCAAUAAGCAAUAUUUCCUUAUGUUGGAAAAUAUAACAUCACAGUUUCGCAAUCCCUGUAUACUGGAUUUGAAAAUGGGCACACGUCAACAUGGUGAUGAUGCAUCCGCUGAGAAACGUACCAAACAAAUGGCCAAAUGUGCUGCCAGCACUUCAGCCUCAUUGGGUGUACGUUUGUGUGGCAUGCAGACGUAUCAGGCACAUUUGGAUCAGUAUGCCAAGCGUGAUAAAUACUGGGGGCGUGAGUUGAAUGAAAUGGGCUUUAAACAGGCUUUACAUGAUUUCUUCUACAAUGGUUAUCGUUUGCGUACACGUGUUAUCAAGAAGAUUGUGCAGCGGCUAUUGCAAUUGCGUCGUGUUAUUGAAAAGCAAUCCAGUUAUAGAUUUUAUUCCUGCUCACUCUUAAUUGUGUACGAAGGUUAUGAAGAUAAUCCCACGGACCAUCCAAUGGACUUUGAUGAAUGGGCCACACCAGCCACACCCACAAAGAAUACCAAAAAAUCUGCCACAUUUGAUUUUCAUCCAGACAAUAGCAUCGACGACGAUGAUGAGGAUGAUAUUGUAGAUGAGGAUGAUCACGACCGCGAUCAAGAUCAUGACGAGGAUGGUCAUGAAGGUGGCGAUGAAUUGGAGCCGCAUGACACAGAUGAUGAUUUACAUUUGCAGGCAGCAGACAGUGGCAAUGCUUCGGCUACCAAUAGCAGCACAGGCAUUGAUCAAUGUUGUUAUGAUGCCGAUGCUUCAAAUGAUUCAAACACAGCCGAUAUGAAUCUCAGAACCCGCAUUAGACACCUGAAUAAUGCAACAGCAAGAUCAGAGUCGUCCACAGCAACCACACCAACAGCCACUGUUUCUCCAGAAGGGUUCAGACAGCAACAACAAACAGCUCGUGAUUUUGGCGAACACAUUGAGAGGGGUGCUAAACACAAUGCAUCUUCGUCCUCGGAAACGGAAGAGGACCAUCCGAAUGCUUUGAUGAUAGACAAUGAUAGUAGAUCGAUGCCACCACCACCUCCAUUAGCCGGUUCUAAUGUUAUGGGCCUUAAGUCAAUGGAUUUAUCAAGACCCACGGCUUCCUCUACGCCCACCACACCCGCACCUUUCAUUCCCAUAUCCGAAGAUACAGUAUUCCUCGAUCCUGAACCACCAAUGCCCAGUAUAGCCACAUCCUCGCCCCACUCGGGUGACUCGUGGAUGAACUACAGCAGCAAUAGUAGCGAUGAUUUUUCAGGACUGUCGGAACAAAUUAAAGCGGUUACUAGUGGUCGCCAAACGGGCAAUAACAGCUCGGACGAAGCUUCCUCGGACUAUGACAGCAGCAUUAUCAGUCAAACGGAAGUGAUGAUGAAGCGUUACAAAACCCAACAAGAUGCAUUUGAAACAGCAGUCGCAGCGGCAGCUGUAGCCAAAGUAGCAACACCGCCACUAACUCCCAAAACCCUGCUACACAAAAACCUAAAUUCCGCUGCUGUCACAACAGCUUCACCCACAUCUUCGACCACGUCGUCCUUGAAAUCGGUAAAAGGUGCUGUCAAACGUUUGCGUUGCAAGGACGACGAUGAUGAUGACGACGACGAUGAUGACCACAAUCAUCAUCACCUGCUGCUCCACCAUCAUCACCACCAGAGCAAUGACAAACUAGAUGGACGUGAAUCAAAAGACUUGGUCAAAAAAUCAUCAGUAGCUAAAAAAUCGACCACCAAUGCCACAGCAUUGUCCUCAUCGACUCCCGUGUCCAUAAUGAGUUCACCUGCUAAGACACAAACAAUACCUGCCACAACUGAUGUUAACAAAACUACACAAGCACAAAUCAAACAAGACCUAGAAAUGGCUGGUAAUCUUAUGGAUACCACUCCCAACCUAACAGCAGCUGCAACAGUGACAACAACCACAACAACAACGACAUUGGCGUCAUCAGCGAUAACAACAACAGCAACGCCCCUAAGUAGAGCCACCACUGAACUGCAACAGCAAAUUCAGCAGCAACAGGAAAUCAAAGAAAUUUCUAAAUCAAAGAAAUUCCUGCAACAUGCCUCCAAAUCAUUAGACAUUGACACCAAGAUGCAGCUCUGCGAUGAUAUGCACUGUUUGGUGGAUGUAAGACUCAUUGAUUUUGCCCACACAGCUUUUAUGCCACGCAACAGUUCAGGAUUAUUUCCCCAACCACCCACCACCAUACAUCAUGGGCCAGACAAUGGCUUCCUAACCGGGCUAGACAGUCUAAAUCGUCUGCUAAACGAAAUUCUUAGCGAGGAAAUAACGUGUUGAAUGUGUGUAUAUGUGUGCGAAAAAGUAAAACAAAUAAACACUUGGACAAUUAUUUAAAAGCUGAUGUGAUGCGCCUUUUUAAAAGGCCACCACCCAGCUAGAGUAGAAGAUUAAAAAACUUUGUAAAUUGAAAAAAAAGUUUUCCCUGAAAGGUUUUCUCGUUGAAAAUUUAAUUUUGAAAUGAAACUGUUUCAUUUUCUUAAUUUAUUUUACCAAAACACACCCCCUACCCUGCCAGAACCCUUAAAAUCAAAUUUAAAAGGUUAUGUACUAUAUUCUUUUUGUAGAAAACACAUCAACAAAUUAUUGAGUUUUAAAAAGCAAAAUAAACCGUACCGUGUAACCUGUAAAUUGUUUUUAUCUCACAAACUUAAUGAGUGAAAUUCAUGCCAAUGUGAUACUAUUCAAAACAACAACAAAAAUAUAAAAAUAAAUAAUACAACCCCCCAGAUAUUUUUUAAUUAUUAUUAAGACAUAUUUGCAUAAUUAUUAUUAUUAUUAUUUUUUUAACAAAAAAGAAACAAUUUUGAAAAUAAAAAGAAAAUCCUUAUUAAAAACAAACAACAAACAAGAAA